AUGGCGGUCCCCAGCUUGCAUUUGGGACGUCCCGUGGGCGCUCUCGGCCCACGAACAAUCCAGGUGUCAACCAGAACAAGGCUCAGUCAGCCAGUGUCAAUAAGACGCUUUCAAACCACCGCUCAGCGACGCGACGAUGGCAACACUUAUGAUGUGGUGGUGGUCGGCUCAGGCUGUUCUGGCCUGACCGCGGCCGCGGUUGCCGCCAAAUACGGGCUGAAGACGCUCGUCGUGGAGAAAAGUCGAUUCUUCGGGGGCACGACCGCCUAUUCUGGUGGCGGCGCCUGGAUCCCCGCCAACAAGCACCAGCCCGAAGUCGGCAUCACAGACGACAGCUUCGAAAAGGCCGACGGCUAUCUCAAGCGCGUGCUGGGCGAUCUUUAUGACCAGACCAAGGUCCAUCAAUUUCUCCGUCAGGGUCCCAAGAUGGUCGAGUGGAUGGAGGCCAACACUGAAAUGAAAUUUAAGCCUGUACCUUUGCCCGACUACCAGGAAACCAUCCCUGGCGCCUCGGCCGCAAGGACAAUAUUGACCAAGGAGUACGAUGGCAGCCCGCUGGGCCGGCGUCUGUUGAACGAUGUCCGCUAUACCUUGGAAGGCUACCACGUCUUUGGGUCGCUCCAAGUCGAUCCGGCGGAAAUCCCCGUCCUUACCAAUGCUUUCGGUUCCUUAUCCAACUUCAUUGCGUCGAGCAGUAAAGUGUUUAGGUACGCGUGGGAUGUGAUACGCUUUGGGAAAGGGGCGUAUAUGGCCAACGGGAACGCCCUUGUCGGCCGGCUGCUCAAAACAUGCAGCGGCGAGGGAGUCACGUUGUGGAAAGAAUCUCCCGCUUCCAAGCUCAUCACCAACGACAAGAAGGAGGUGGUGGGCAUCGUGAUCAACCGGUCCAAUGGCGGCCCGACGACGAUCAACGUCAAGAAAGGGGUGGUCCUCGCCGGGGGCGGCUUCUCCAGGUCCGAGGAGGAUGCACGGAAAGUCUUCCCCCACGAAUGGUCGGCGGCGCCCAAACACAAUGUGGGCGAUGGGAAGAACAUGGCGCAAGCCGUGGGUGGUUAUCUACCUCCUCCCAACCCCAACAACGGUAUCUUCGCUCCCAUCUCGCUGCACAAGGUCAAGGACGGUCCGAUCAGACGCUUCCCACACUUUUCCACCGAUCGAACCAAGCCCGGAGCCAUCAUCGUGGCGCCGAACGGCCGACGCUUCGGCAACGAGGCGGAGCCGUACCAAGAAUUCGUCAAGAAAUUGCACCAGCUCAACAUCUCCAAAGCCUAUCUCAUUGCCGACCGCACCUUCCUCCGGAAAUAUGGCAUGGGCCUUGCUUUGGCCGCCCCCAUGCCUGUCCGACACCUCAUCCGCGACGGCUACUUGAUCGAGGCGCCAUCGAUCCGCGAGCUCGCGCAAAAGAUUGAGGUGCCGGCCGAGGAAUUGGAAAAGACGGUGGCUGCGAUGAACGAGUACGCCAAAACUGGGGUCGACCCGGAGUUUCACCGUGGGGAGACGAUAUACGAUAAAUUCUACGGGGACCCCAGCACCGGGCUUCCCAAUUCCAGUCUGGGAUACUGUGUACGGGCUCCAUUCUACGCGCUGCCCUUGUACCCCGGAAACGUCAGCUCCACGUACGGCAUCGCGACCAACGAGAAUGCCCAGGUUGUCGACGCAAAGAACCAGCCGAUUCCUGGCCUCUACGCGGUCGGCUGUGACUCCAAUUCGGUCAUGCGCGGAGAGUACCCUGGUGGUGGGUCGAGCAUCGGGCCUGGAAUGACCUUUGGCUAUGUCGCGGGUCACCAAUUGGCGGGAAAGGCACUGGAGUGA
Capronia epimyces CBS 606.96 is the source of this 1812-nucleotide messenger RNA. RefSeq lists its product as uncharacterized. Bases 1 to 1812 code for a protein of 603 amino acids. The transcript has 2 exons. NCBI's taxonomy places the organism in Eukaryota, Fungi, Ascomycota, Eurotiomycetes, Chaetothyriales, Herpotrichiellaceae. The record is from RefSeq and is a predicted model, not a curated record.